AUGCGGAUUGACUGUGCAGUGACGAGCCUGGCAGCUCUGGCUUCAGGCUGCAUAGCCCUAUCCACCAAGGGCUACGUACCUAGAAGCCAUUCCCUAUCGCGACGCAAUGACAGUGUUCCUAUCUACAAGGACGCGUCAUAUUGUAUCGACGAGCGUGUCGAGGACCUCCUAUCCCGCAUGACAGUCGAGGAGAAAGCUGGCCAACUAUUCCACAACAGAUUGUUUGACGGUCCUCUUGACGAUGAAGGAACAGGCGACAACGCCCAUAACAGCACUAGCAGCACUAUCACCGACAAGCAUAUAACACAUUUUAACCUGGCGAGCGAUAUCACCAACGCCACAGAGACAGCUGAAUUUAUCAAUAGCAUACAAGAGCUAGCAUUACAGACCCGACUAGGUAUUCCGGUCACCAUCUCGACCGAUCCUCGACAUUCCUUCACGGAAAACGUAGGUACCGGAUUUGAGGCGGGAGUGUUCUCCCAAUGGCCGGAAUCAAUUGGCCUUGCUGCACUUCGUGACCCUUACGUCGUGAGAAAGUUCGCCGAGGUCGCAAAGGAGGAAUAUAUUGCUGUUGGAAUUCGCGCGGCAUUGCACCCUCAAGUGGAUCUGUCGACGGAGCCACGAUGGGCUCGUAUUAGUAACACCUGGGGUGAAAACAGUACCCUUACUAGUGAGCUGCUCGUUGAGUAUAUCAAGGGCUUCCAGGGUGAUAAACUUGGCCCUCAGUCCGUGAAAACGGUUACUAAGCAUUUCCCUGGAGGAGGGCCCGUGGAAAAUGGCGAAGACUCUCACUUCACUUACGGGAAAAACCAAACGUACCCGGGCAACAAUCUUGAAGAACACCUGAAGCCUUUCAAAGCGGCGAUCGCUGCCGGUGCAACCGAGAUCAUGCCGUACUAUUCCCGGCCCAUUGGCACUGAGUACGACCCAGUCGCUUUCUCAUUCAACAAGCAGAUUGUGACCGAGCUAUUGCGCAAUGAGCUCGGAUUUGAGGGUAUCGUGUUGACGGACUGGGGUCUUAUUACGGAUGGUUAUAUCGCGGGACAGUACAUGCCUGCGCGAGCUUGGGGUGUUGAGAAUCUUAGCGAGCUUGAGAGAGCUGCAAUGAUCUUGGACGCCGGCUGUGACCAGUUUGGAGGCGAGGAGCGCCCGGAACUGGUUGUUCAACUUGUCCAAGAAGGUAUCAUAUCUGAGGAUCGAAUUGAUGUCUCUGUUCGCCGGCUUCUCAGAGAAAAGUUCGUUCUUGGCCUUUUUGACAAUCCUUUCGUUGACGCCGAAGCUGCUGGCCGAAUUGUUGGCAAUGACUACUUUGUCCGUCUGGGCAGAGAGGCCCAGCGGAGGUCGUAUACUCUCCUCAGCAACAGCGAGGACAUUGUCCCCUUGAAGAAGAUUGAACAGAGUACAAAGUUCUAUAUUGAGGGCUUCAACGCCACCUUCAUGGAAUCAUGGAACUACACCGUCGUCGAUAGUCCUGAAGAAGCUGACUAUGCUCUUCUGCGAUAUAAUGCACCCUACGAACCUCGUCCAGGGGGAUUUGAGGCAAACAUGCAUGCCGGUUCACUCGCAUUCAAUGACACUGAGAAAGCUCGCCAGGCUAAGAUAUACUCAACUGUACCCACAGUUGUGGAUAUUGUUAUGGAUCGCCCCGCAGUUAUUCCCGAGAUCAUUGAGCAGGCUAAAGCUGUGUUUGCGAGUUACGGCAGCGAUAGCAAUGCUUUCUUGGAUGUGGUCUUUGGUGUAAGCGCGCCUGAGGGAAAGCUGCCAUUUGAUUUGCCCAGGUCAAUGGAGGCCGUGGAAGCGCAGAUGGAGGAUGUGCCAUUUGACACGAGGAAUCCGGUGUUUAAGUUUGGGCAUGGGUUGAGCUAUGCUAAUCGCUGUGCGAGUAGCAGCAAGUGUUCUUAG
Aspergillus pseudotamarii is the source of this 1902-nucleotide messenger RNA. Its product is annotated as putative beta-glucosidase C. The record is from RefSeq and is a predicted model, not a curated record. The transcript has a single exon. Gene Ontology annotation, biological process: glucan catabolic process. Gene Ontology annotation, molecular function: beta-glucosidase activity. The coding region runs from base 1 to 1902 and encodes 633 amino acids. Lineage: Eukaryota; Fungi; Ascomycota; Eurotiomycetes; Eurotiales; Aspergillaceae.